Messenger RNA from Miscanthus lutarioriparius, 642 nucleotides. The record is from the annotation of a GenBank genome assembly. NCBI's taxonomy places the organism in Eukaryota, Viridiplantae, Streptophyta, Magnoliopsida, Poales, Poaceae.
AUGGAGGCGCUGCUCCGCCCGAGCUCCAGCGGCAUCUCGCCAAAGAUCAGCACGAUCCUGCAGUCGCACGUGUACCCGCGGUUCGGCCGCGUGCUGCGCGCCCUCGCCCGGGUCAAGUCCGCGCUCCUCGACGCCCUCGGCAAGACCAAGUGGGGCACGCGGCGGCGGCGGAGGAAGCAGCUGCAGCAGCACCGCGCGAAGAAGAGGAGGAGCAGCAGCAGGCAUGGCGGCGGCGGUUUCGCGAAGAGGCCGCCGCAUCUCACCUGGUCCGGCGGCGGCGGCCUGUCGCCAGCUCGGACCGCGGCCGAGAUGGCGCUGGACGUGGACUACCACGUGUACCCGUCCUACGAGUCGGUGUGGAACGCGGUUGUCGUCCCCGCGACGGCGGCGGCGGCGGCUCCCGGCGAGUACUGCGGGUACCUGCGCUGGCUCGAGGAGGAGAUGCCGGACGAGGUGGUGGUCGUGGAGGAGGACGACGACGAAGGGGAGGAAGACGACUCCGACGUCGACGGCGCCGCCGCCGGCGGGAACGAGAUCGACCGGCUAGCGGAGCAGUUCAUCGCGAGGUGCCGUGCCAACUUCUUGCUGGAGAAGCAGGAGUCGUACGACCGGUGUCAGGAGAUGAUCGCCAGGAGCCUCUGA